CGAACCACGCAAUAACACCGUCGUAGGAGAAUGGUGGGGCUCGAACUGGUUUUGCAGCAGUUGCACAAGUAUCAACAGAUUGUGAUUUAGUGAAUUUUUUUAUCGGAAAGCUGAACCUAUUUGUCUUCUUUGACAUUUUCUUUACGUAAAACUUAGAUUCACUUUUGUUGCGCUUCUAGUACUUCGUGUAGUCGUAUCAGAAUUCAUGUUUUUGAAGAAAUCUGUUCUUCUCCUUUCUUUUUUCUUGGCGCAUUAGUUUCUACUACCUUUCUACUACUGCUGGUGGCCCAAUGAAUGCCAGUCCCAAUCCCAAUUUGAUGAAUUCGCGCAAAUCAACAACGUAUAUAAAAAUCAUUCACCUUCCAGUUCCGGACGAGCUCCAUGAUCUGCCACUCAUUGAUACGCAUGCCCACGUGGAGUUCAUUCUCGAUGGGCGGCGCGGAUGCGAUGUUCCCGAUGAGGAGUUGCAGCGGUCGCUUUUCGGUCUCGCCCUCUCGGGUCCGUUUGCGGUGAUCACGUCGUGCUGCGACGCUGCAGCAAUCGAGGACACGGUGC
Amoebophrya sp. A120 is the source of this 555-nucleotide messenger RNA. The record is from the annotation of a GenBank genome assembly. Lineage: Eukaryota; Dinophyceae; Syndiniales; Amoebophryaceae.